Ilex paraguariensis (yerba mate) is the source of this 523-nucleotide messenger RNA. Lineage: Eukaryota; Viridiplantae; Streptophyta; Magnoliopsida; Aquifoliales; Aquifoliaceae. The record is from the annotation of a GenBank genome assembly.
AACCCAUCUUUCAUCUCAGUUUGUCUGAAACCUCUGAGGAGUAGACAAAUAUUUAGAAGUCUCAUGUUGAACCUCUCUUUCUCAACGACCCUGGGGAGAGAGAGUUCCGAUCCAUUGCUAUCUCGCUUCUAUCAAUCAAGGUCUUGUGUGCGUGUCCAGUGUUCUUUCAUUUCGAGGCCAAUGGCGAAGGAAAUAAUGCGAAUGAAGCCGUGGAUUGAAGUUGCACCAUCCCCUCUUGUUUUCCCACAUAGACCUUCUAGUUCUCCUAAACUCGAGACGAUUAGAGAAGAGAGAGCUGAAGGCAACAACGAAGAUGGCGAGUAGUGAUGUUAGUUUCUUUCAGUUCCAUUGCAGAGUUUUGUUUCAGCAUAUUGUCAAUGUAGACAUAGCCUACCUUAAUAUCAUGUAAAAAUAUAUAGAGAAGUAUUUGCAGGCUGAAUUGUAGUGCGUUGUAACUUGAUAUAAUGUGUAAAUAGUGCAGUUUGAUUGGAGAAUUCUCUCUCUCUCUCUCUCUCUCUCUCUC